UGGAUUACAUCGUCAUUGUGUAUAAUUAUAAAUUCUAUAAAAUGAAUAUAUCAACAUUAAGCUUUAUUAUAUCUUUCUUAAUUUUAGUUGAUGUCAUAAACAGUGAAGAGGUUACGGAAGAAUUCACAACACCGUUAAUAACUCAGGAUACUUCCAAUCAAGAAGAAAAUAAACAAGUUCGUACAGAAGAAAAUCAUGUAACUGGUGAUGCUGAAAAUGCAGCAAAUGUCACCAUUACUGGCUCAAUUAACACCACUAAAGUAAACUGUUCAAUAGACAAAAUCUAUGGACCUGUUGAGCUUGUCAAUGUCACAAGACUUAUGGAGUUACUGAUCCUGGAACCUGGUCCGACAAAUCGCUCAAGAAACAACAAAGAUGGCAAACAGUUACCAGGGAUAUGUAUUCUAGUAUUAUUUUAUGCCAGAUGGUGUGUGUUCAGUAGUCAAGCUGCACCACAUUUCAACGCGAUACCUCGUUCGUUUCCUAAUAUCAAAGCUGUUGCUAUCGAUGCUAUAAAAUAUCAAAGUUUCAAUGCGCAAUAUGGAAUAGUUGGAGUACCGACAUUAAUGCUUAUUCACAACGGCAAGCCUGUUGCUAAAUUCAACGAUACGAUCUACACCUUGGAAUCAUUCGCGAGGUUCAUGUCGCAGUUGACCAAUUUGCAACCCAAUGGUUCGCUUUACGUUACCUCAGCGGAUUUUACCGGACCGGUUUCAAGCACGCCCACUAACGAAAUGGAUUACUGUCUGGUGAUGUCGUGGAUUUUUAUCGUUGCUUGCAUGCUGUACUUCACAUCACGCAGUGUAUGGUGGCAGCAGUUUGUCGAACUUAUUCAGAAUACCUGGCGCGAGAGCAAUGCGCAACACGAACAUGUCGAUUAGAAGAAAUUACAAAAUGAAAACUUUGUUUUUUUAACGGUAGCACAGCAAAGUAAUAAUAAACAAAGAGCACUGCUGGAGGAUCUUUUUCAAAUUCUAUAAUAAUGUUUGUUAUGAAUCUUAUGAAACUAUUAGCAAGUAUUUUUUUAGGAUAUAAAUGUCAAAUAUUUGUAACAUUUGUACAUAAGCUCAUAUUUAUACAAUUACUUUUGCAAUUCAUGUGUUUCUUUUGUGCAAAACUUUUGUUCUUCUGUACUAGUUUUCUGACAUUCUUACUUAAACUCCCAGUAUUGCUUUAAUAAACUCCUUUUUCUUCAAUAACAAUAUUGUUAUAUAUUAGUGUUUUAUUAUUUUC
Molecule: messenger RNA, 1233 nt
Organism: Pseudomyrmex gracilis
Lineage: Eukaryota; Metazoa; Arthropoda; Insecta; Hymenoptera; Formicidae
Gene: bug
Product: thioredoxin domain-containing protein 15
Exons: 4
Coding region: 42-881 (279 amino acids)
Biological process (GO): cilium assembly
Cellular component (GO): cilium
Source: RefSeq, a predicted model, not a curated record